Molecule: messenger RNA, 3045 nt
Organism: Girardinichthys multiradiatus
Lineage: Eukaryota; Metazoa; Chordata; Actinopteri; Cyprinodontiformes; Goodeidae
Product: protein SOGA3-like
Exons: 8
Coding region: 821-2845 (674 amino acids)
Biological process (GO): regulation of autophagy
Source: RefSeq, a predicted model, not a curated record
GCCUAAAGUCCAAGAAGCGGGACAAGUGAUUCAACCAAACUUCUUAUGUAUUUUUGUGCAGUUAAUGUUCUUUUUGGAAAGUCAGUCUUUCAAGGAUUUUUUUUUUUUUUUUUUUGGGAAAAGUUUAUUUUAUUUCACGAGACUCGCUUGCCAUUACUGGAGAAAAUAAAUGUGGGUUAAAGCAAAGACGGGUACAUAUAGUAAUUUAAUAUAUUUUGAUAGCGUUAAGUCUAAAAUAGCGGAUGUGUGGAGUAACUUUAUGGGCAAACAAAAAUGAAGCCAGUCGCCAGCGGCGCUGCAGAUUCUCCAAAAACGUCAGCAACUAGUAAAAGCUUAGGGAGACGGAGCAGAGCUCAAGAUAUAGCGACCAAGAGAGCUGCUGAACAUCAGAACAAGUCCAGGUCCGUACUGAGGGUGGAAAGAGGAAGGCGAGGCGAGGAAGACCAGAUCCGUUAACGACCGAGAGGGGGCGCCCGAGAGGCGGAGCGGGGCAGCUGUCCAGCCAGUUGGUGCUGAGGCUGAUCUUUCGCCAAACAGGGCGGAUGCUGCCAGAGGAGAUUCACCGGCAGCACCAGGCCGCCGCUCAGCUCUAGGCAUACCGUGCUUUAAUGAUAACCCUUCCCGGGAAAUUCUACCCAACAAAACCUCUCCUGUAAGGAAAAAAGAGGAGGAGGGGGAAAGCAAGCAGCGGGAGAGGAGAAGCUUCGCCGCCGGGUACUGUGGAGCGGGCCUCGGCUUGGGCUCGUGGAGAGGAGGAUGCUUUCAGGCUGAGCCGAUCCACUUUCAUCUUCACAGAAAACGGAAGAAGAUAAGGGCAAAGAUGCAGACCAAAGCGGAGGGCGUUAUUACGGUGGAGGCCGCGCAGGGAGAGCCGGAUUCGGCUGCGGAGGCGACGGAGGCGGCGUCCGUGACACAGCAGGACCAGGCCCUGGAAGAGGAGAUAGAAAGGCUGCUGGAAGAAAACGAUGAUCUCAAGUGUGAAAUCGAAGAGAUGAGGGCCGAGAUGGACGAGAUGCGAGACACCUUCUAUGAGGAAGACACAUGCCAGCUGCAGGAAAUGAGGCGUGAGUUAGAGAGGGCCAAUAAAAACUGCAGGAUCCUGCAGUAUCGACUGCGCAAAGCUGAGAGGAAGAGGCUGCGCUACGCCCAGACGGGAGAGAUUGAUGAAGAGCUGCUGAGGAGUCUGGAGCAGGAUCUGAAGGUGGCGAAGGAUGUGUCGGUGCGGCUGCACCAUGAGUUGGAAAAGGUGGAGGAGAAACGCACAAAGACAGAAGAGGAGAAUGAAAAACUGAGACAGAAACUCAUAGAGGUGGAAGUGACCAAACAGGCUCUGCAGAAUGAACUAGACAAAACCAAAGAGUCUCAAAAGCGAAGGGGAAGCAAAGACAUCCAGAAGGCUGACAAGAAGCCAACACAGACUCCUACAGAGGAGGAGAAUGAAGACCUAAAGUGCCAGCUAGCUUUCAUCAAGGAGGAAGCUGUGCUUAUGAGGAAGAAGGCGGCCAAGAUUGACAAGGAAAAGGAUCGUCUGGAGCAAGAGUUGCAGAAGUAUCGCUCCUUCUACGGAGAACUGGACAGUACCCAUCCCAAAGGAGAGGCCGGGGGCCCACCUACCACCCGUGAGUCAGAGCUAAAGCUACGGCUUCGAUUGGUGGAGGAGGAGGCCAACAUCCUGGGGAGGAAGAUAGUAGAGUUGGAGGUUGAGAACCGAGGUCUGAGAGCUGAGCUGGACGACCUCCGGGGUGAGGGAGGGGGUGCCAGACGCUCUGGGUGUGAUGUGAUGGGCGGGGUGGGCUCGGGUCGAGGUCUGGGUGACGAUCUGACAGAGCUCCGACAGCAGCUACAGUUGGUAGAGGAUGAAGCAGAGCUCCUGAGAAGAAACCUUGCCGAUGCUGAGGAGCAGAACAAGAGGGUGACGGCAGAUCUGAACAAAUUGCGCUUCAAGGCAGGCACCCACGAAGGAGGGGCCAGACAUGGUGGAGGGGGUUCAGGAGGUGAUGGAGCCAAAUCAGAAAAUCUGCAGGAAGAGCUGAAAGCUGCAAGGCUACAGAUUAAUGAUCUCAGUGGCAAGGUAAUGCAGUUACAAUAUGAAAACCGUGUCCUCCUCUCCAACAUGCAACGCUACGAUCUGGCUUCCCAUCUAUCCCUGCGGCCCAGCCCACGAGACAGUGACGCAGAGAGCGAUGCGGGCGGAGCCACGAGCGGGCGUCGUGAGAGCGACGAGGACUCCACCUCGUCCCGCUUGCUCCCGCCUCAUCGCAAACGGGAGGGCCCCGUGGGCGGGGAAAGCGACUCGGAUGAGGUGAGAAACAAUAACGGCAGCAGCCGGUGCAUGACGCCCACAAGGGGCCUUUACACCCCGCCUGGUCCAGAGGGCUCUGCUGCCUCCGCCUUGGCUCGCUUCCUCCCUAGUGCCCGCUGUAACCUACGCGAUAGGCAGCAGUUGAUUGACAUCCGUUUGGAGGCAGAGAGGCUGGUACGCACCAUUGACAGGCUCAUCUCCGACACUGCCACAAUCAUCUCAGAGGCAAGGGUCUACGUUUCAGAUGGUGAUUUGAUGUUUGGGAGGGGAGGAGAGGAGGGCGGAGAAGAUGAUGGAAGCAGGAUCAGGGAACAUGAAUUGCUUUAUCGGAUUGACGGCCAGAUGAAGGCCUUCCGAAAAGAGCUGCAAGCUUUUAUUGACAGACUGGAGGUGCCAAGGCUUGAAGACAGAGAGACAGAGGAGCCACUGUCGAUGUUUCAACCCAUUAUUUUGCUCAUCCUUAUACUCGUCUUAUUCUCAUCCCUCUCUUAUGCCACUAUCUUUAAACUAGUCUUCCUGUUUACUCUCUUCUUUGUUCUGUGAUGUAAGCCUCCCAUUGUUCAAAUCAUCCCUGUUUGUCUUGCUAUGUUGAUUUCAUUUUUUCCCCUAAAACGCCUCAUUUGUUGCCACGGUAAUCUAAAGCACAGAAAAAGCUCAGCACUUGCCCUUUCCGCCCACUAACUGGCUUCAACAACUGGAGUCUCCAUUAUCAUAAUACAUCACUGUCAACGUCACUUCAUCCA